Messenger RNA from Oryza brachyantha (malo sina), 2559 nucleotides. RefSeq lists its product as uncharacterized. Gene Ontology annotation, molecular function: protein binding; zinc ion binding. The transcript is spliced from 3 exons. The record is from RefSeq and is a predicted model, not a curated record. The coding region runs from base 226 to 2391 and encodes 721 amino acids. NCBI's taxonomy places the organism in Eukaryota, Viridiplantae, Streptophyta, Magnoliopsida, Poales, Poaceae.
UCUCUAGGGCAGCCGCGGCGGCGGCGCGCGUGCACGAGGCCAAUCCCCCCUCCCCCGGGCGAACCGCGGGUCCAAGCCCUAGCCGUAGCCGCGCGACCUCCCCGUAGCUGCGGAUUCUGGUGUUUCUGGCGGCGGCGGAGGCGGCUACUACUGCAUCCCCCAGCCUCCGCGUAAGCCCCGACGCAUCGGCGAGUUCGACUGCACCGACGCCGGAAAGAGUAAGUCAUGGGGAGCAAACAGAUUGUAGCUGUUCUUCAAAUUGGUGGAGAAUUCAAAACUGAUGAGGAUGGGCAGAUGUCCUAUUCUGGUGGAGAGGCGCACGCAAUGCAUGUGAAAAGUGGUUGGACUUUUAAAACAUUCAAACAUGAGAUAUCUUCAACGCUCAAUAAUCUCAAACUUGAUGCCUAUGUGUUCAAGUACUUCCUUCCCAGGAAUAACAAGACUUUGAUUUCAAUUUCCAAUGACAAAGACUUAAAACGCAUGGUUGAAUUCCAUGCAGAGUCAGAGACAACAUAUAUCUAUGUCAUGAAGAAGACUGACAACAGGGUAAAAACAUCUGCAGUGGUGCCUGCCGCUCCUGCAGAUCCUGGUGUUAUAGCAACUACUCCAGAUGGAUCUAAGAGGCAAAAGAUUUGUGCGAGUUGGGAGAAUGCAAUCACCGGAGCUGGUCAAGUGUUUGAAGGUCCAAAGGAAUUCCGCGAUGCACUACAUAAGUACGCCAUUGCACAUAGGUUUCAUUACAGAUUUGUCAAGAAUGACUCUUCUCGUGUCACCGUGGAAUGUACUGCUGAAGGGUGUUCAUGGCGUUUACAUGCAUCCAAGUCUCCUGCAAAGAAGGAUUUCAUGAUUAAGAAAGUGUUUGGAAGCCAUACAUGUGAAUCAGAGACAGUCAAAAGUCAUCGUCUGGCGUCUCAAAAAUGGGUGGCCAGUGUUAUUAAGGAAAAACUACGUGAUAGCCCAAACUAUAGGCCAAGAGAUAUUGCCAAUGAUCUUCAGCGUGAAUAUGGACUAAGCCUGAAUUACUCCCAAGCUUGGCGAGGCAAAUCAAUAGCCCAGAGAGAACUAUACAAUACACAUGAAGAGGCAUGCAACCAGCUUCCUUGGUUUUGCCAAAGGAUUGUGGAGACAAACCCUGGAAGUGUGGCGACAGUAGAGGCCUUGGAAGAUUCAAAAUUCCGCUUCUUUGUUGCAUUUCAGGCCUCCAUUCAAGGUUUUGUGAAUGGCUGCAGACCUCUCCUCUUUCUUGAUGUGAUAUCUGUGAAACCGAAUAAGCAUUGGAAGCUGUUGGCUGCUACCUCAGUUGAUGGUGAAGGUGAUAUGUUCCCCGUGGCAUUGUCUGUAGUGGACGAUGAGAGUAAAGAAAAUUGGCAUUGGUUUCUCAAACAGUUAAAAGCUUCAUUGCCUGUGUCCGGAGAACUAACAUUUAUAUCAAAUGGCAAAAGUGGUCUAUGGGAUGAGGUUUCUCUUAUAUUCCCAGAUAGUUAUCAUGGCUACCAUGUCAACUAUUUUGUUGAAGAAUUUAAGGCACAAUUGGAUGACAGUUGGAGCGAAGAAAUAAAAGAUACAAUGGUUGAGCAUGUUAAGAAAGCCAUGUAUUCGUGUAAAGUUGAUGAAUUCAACCAGUCUAUUGAACUCAUCAAAGUUGAAUCCGAUAAACUUGCCGAAUGGCUUUUGGAGACUAAACCUGAGAGGUGGUCAGAUGCCUUCUUCAAGGGGUCGCGACUUGGCCAGUACACAUGCAGCGUUUCUGAGACAAUUCUUCAGUGGAUCCCCGGCAGAUACGAGCUCUCGGUAGUGCAGCUGGUCGAUACAAUCAGAUGCAACCUGAUGGAGAUGAUGUAUACGCGCAGAGAAUAUUCAAACGCAUGGACCGAAGUGCUAACUCCAUCAACCAAUCAGAAAAUCCAGGAAGAGAUGAACAAAGCUCUUACGCACAGCGUUGUUUGCUCAACAGGCGACGAUGGAAACAGCAAUGUGUUUGAGGUGUGCGAUGGCUCCGUCAACGUUGUCAACAUUGAUACAUGGGACUGCACCUGCAGAAAGUGGCAUGUAUCUGGGAUUCCCUGCUCGCAUGCAGCUGCGGUGUUCGAGCGCACUGAACACAAUCCACUGGACUUCUGCGCCAAGUACUUCACGGCAGAAUGCUACCGCCUGACCUACGCCAUGUCGAUCAAUCCAAUACCUGACAUUGUUGUUCCUGCUCCAUCAGCUGACCCAGCACAGGGCACCGCAAUACUGUAUCCAUCGCCAAUCCUAACCCGGCGACAGGUUGGAAGACCAAAGGAAAAGCCAUCUGAUCCUCGCAUUGCGAUCAAGAGGGCAGUACGCUGCAGCAGGUGCAAGGCUUAUGGGCACAACAAGGCAACCUGCAAGGUCCCUAUCGCAGCUUAAUUUAAACCUUCGCAGUAUGUUCCUAAGUGUAAAUUGUGUUGUGCUUUUUGUUGCCCCUUGAUGAACUCGAUUGGAACCUGGGCAAUCCCGGCAUGUAUCUUUUGUCAGAUAAUGUGUGAAACGUAAUCUUAUUUGAUGGUUUUAGCUUGAAGUAUGGUAGUAUACUAA